This is a messenger RNA of Culex quinquefasciatus (southern house mosquito), 1920 nucleotides long. RefSeq names its product ionotropic receptor 75a-like. NCBI's taxonomy places the organism in Eukaryota, Metazoa, Arthropoda, Insecta, Diptera, Culicidae. The record is from RefSeq and is a predicted model, not a curated record. The transcript is spliced from 5 exons. Bases 18 to 1898 code for a protein of 626 amino acids.
GUCUGUAAUUCAAUAUCAUGCUUAGAAUUUUCAUACUUGAUUACCUAGUUUUAACUGCAGCUCUUCUAGAUUACUCACUUAUUAAAGAGUUUUCACGUCGAGAAAAAACAAACACCAUGGUUUUGCUAUAUUGCAACAUGUCAGAAACAAUAGAAGCAUUCAGGCAUCUAAGUAAGAAUUUUUCAGGAUCAAUUCAUGCGCUUGAGCAAGGUGGCACACAAUUUAUCAACAAUCAUCACCUUUAUAUGGCGACUCAGCAUUUCCGGCUAUCGGUGAUAGCUGAUUUAAGCUGUCCGGCAAGUGUUGAUUUGUUGGACAUUUGCUCUGAAAAUUGGUACUUUAACGGAUCGUACCGUUGGCUUCUUGUAAGCGCCGAUACCAAAGACUUAACUUUUAAACUUAUGAAGAAUCAAAACCUCAACAUCGAUUCUCGUGUAACUUUAGCAAUGGCAAGUUUUGAAUCAGAAGCGGAAGAAGCUCAAUAUGAAAUUUUUGAGGUUUACGGUACGGUGAAAAAACGUGGUGGUAAAACUCAUGUAGUUAACGUGGGAUUUUGGAACAGUGCUGUUGAUCACGAGUGGAACUGUAGUACAUAUUCUUAUCGUACUAGAAGCAAUUUUGGUGGAAUUAAACUAAGGUCAAUUGUAUCUGUUUUGGGUGCUCCACAUAAAAUUACAAUGGAUAACUACUUGAGCUUAACGGAACCUGCAAAGAACUACGUGGCAAAUCGUCUUGGAUAUCGCACGGUGAAACUAUUAGGUGUUCUUCUAAAUUUUAGAGUUGUACACAUUCUAACCACCGAAUGGGGCUUCGAUGUAGUCGGAACCAACUCAACCAAAGGCAUUAUCGGUCAACUGCAGCAGAAUCUUGUAGAUCUGUCGUCGGCUCCACUAGCAAUCACUUCAGAGCGGAUGCAAUCCUUCGACCAAACCAUCGAUUUGGUGACCCGAAGAAUUAUCACAAUUUUCAGACAUCCUAAAAAUGGGGGAUCAAGAAAUAUUUUUCUACAUCCCUUCCAGAAUAUGCUCUGGUUUGGAAUAAUUCUAGUUCUGCUAUUUUCGAGUGGUUUUCUUCUUUUUAGUUGUUUCGUAAAACGACAAAGGAGUCAAGGUAGAUGUUCUCAUUUUUUGCUGCUAGUUUUUGGAUUUUUCUGCCAGCAAAGUUAUGCUGGGUCAACGGCGAUUUCCCCUUCACGAAUGGUGCUUCUCACGAUGUUGCUGUUCUCAUUGACGGUUUACCAGUUUUAUUCGUGUUUUAUUAUUGGCUAUUUGCUGGUAUUACCCCCCAAAAAUAUCCGAACAAUUGAGCAGCUGAUUGAAAGCAACUUGGGAUUUUCCAUCGAAGAUGUUCCAUACAACCGGGAUUACUUCAACAGAACAAAAAAUCCACUUGCUCGUGAGCUGUACGAGAAGAAAGUUCUUAACAGUGAUGUUGGAUUCAUAAACGUAAGCUUGGGAGUUGAUCUUAUCAAACGAGGAAAGCAUGCGUUUCACUGUGACACUUCCUACGUCAACACCUGGAUUAUGGAAUCAUUCAGCGAUUACGAGCAGUGUGAGCUUCAGGAAAUUGAAACCUAUCCCACAAGGCCGCUUCAAAUUGUGAUCCCAAAGGGAAGUCCGCUGAAGGAACCGUUUCGGGUUUCGAUACGGCUCAUGAUGGACACCGGACUGGUGCAAUACUACCGAAGGAAGUUUUUCAUGAAACGACCUCCCUGUUCGACCGAUAGCUUCGCCACGGUUAGGGUGGGAUUCUGGGAUAUUGCGAGUCUGUUUUGGCUGUUGGUGGCUGGGUUUACGAUUAGUAUCUUUGUGUUGGCGGUAGAAAUUUUGGAAUUCCGUGUGAGGAUGCAUUUUUGGGAUAAGGAAUUUUUGAAGCAUUAUACUGGUUGGCACAAUUAAAUAAAUUAUUUGAAACAGUUUA